GGGGCGGGGCCGCAUUCGAAACGGGCGGCGGGGAAGCGGCGGCCAUGGCGGCGCAGCAGCAGCUCGGCCGGGAGCACCAGGGCAUCACCCUGCGCGGCAGCGCCGAGCUCGUCGCCGAGUUCUUCUCCUAUGGAAUCAACAGCAUCCUGUACCAGCGGGGCAUCUACCCCCCCGAGACCUUCACCCGCGUGCAGAAGUACGGGCUCACCCUGCUGGUCACCACGGACCCCGAGCUGGCCAACUACCUCAACAACGUGACGGAGCAGAUGAAAGAGUGGCUGUACAAGUGCAUCGUGCAGCGCCUGGUGGUGGUCAUCUCCAGCAUCGAGAGCAGCGAGGUCCUGGAGCGGUGGCAGUUUGACAUCGAGUGUGACAAAACUGCAAAGGAUGACAAUGGACCACGAGAGAAAUCUCAGAAGGCAAUUCAGGAUGAAAUUCGCUCUGUCAUCAGACAAAUAACUGCCACAGUAACCUUCCUGCCACUCUUGGAAUCUGCCUGUGCCUUUGACUUGCUGAUAUACACGGACAAAGAUCUGGCAGUGCCAGAGAAGUGGGAAGAGUCAGGACCACAGUUCAUAGCCAAUUCGGAAGAGGUGCGGCUGCGUUCCUUCACUACCACAAUCCACAAAGUCAACACCACAGUGGCUUACAAGAAGGACCCUGCUCCCUAAGACACAGGGGAAGUUCUGUAUGUGUAAAUAUCACCUUGUAUAGUUUCUGUUCAUCAUGCAGCUAAGCCAUGAACAUAUCAUUACUGUGCCCUUGAUGAAGUAUGACACAAAGACAACGUACCUGUCUCUGAGAAUGUGACACUAGACUAAGCUCGGCAUCAUUUUCAGAGAUUUUAAAAAGGUAUUCAUGGUCAUAGUUCAAUUCUUGCUUUACUAAUGGUGUGUUAAACCACUGCCUCUGCUAGAAACACUGCCUAAAUCUAGGAUUAGCUGCUAGAAUUGUGUUCAAAUCCUGUAAUUUUAUAUUUUAAACUUAUUUUAAAACUGCUUCCUGUUAGCAGUCUUAAGUUCUCUGCAGCAACUAAAAUAAUCUCAUUCCUAGUGUGCCAGUUCUCAUGUUAAAAGCCUGGGCUGUUUUAUUACCAGAAAUAACCCUAAAAAGAAUCAACCAAGUAAUUCUUGUACCUCUCUACAAUGGAAGCAGCUGUGUAUCAGGAAAACUUUAAACACAUGAAGCCUUGUAUUUUAAUGACUACUGGGCUCUACUACUGGGACAGAGGUCUUCCGUGUAUGUUUGUAGUGUCUGUCCAGCAUUUUCUGUGUUUGUUUUCUUGUUUUACAGAAUAAAGCUUCAAGUUUUAUAGUAUUCUCUAA
Messenger RNA from Oenanthe melanoleuca, 1325 nucleotides. It is a transcript of the gene MAD2L1, whose product is annotated as mitotic arrest deficient 2 like 1. Bases 45 to 671 code for a protein of 208 amino acids. The record is from RefSeq and is a predicted model, not a curated record. Gene Ontology annotation, biological process: mitotic spindle assembly checkpoint signaling. The transcript is spliced from 5 exons. Lineage: Eukaryota; Metazoa; Chordata; Aves; Passeriformes; Muscicapidae. Gene Ontology annotation, cellular component: cytoplasm; kinetochore; nucleoplasm.